UUCACGCAAACGCUUUAUUUCACGAGUAAAUCGUCGAAUAACACAGAGUCAAAAUGGGGAAAAAACAACAUCAGAAAGAUAAACUAUAUUUAACAACAACAGAGUGGAAAAAUGAAUUUGGUGGAUAUAAGGGGAAACAACUUAAAAAUCAGGAGUUUCGAAGACUACCAUUCUCAUGCUGCACGUUGUCUAUGCAAGACUUUGAGAAUCCACUAUGUACAAAAGAUGGUGUCAUUUAUGAUCUAAUGAACAUAGUUCCAUUUUUGAAAAAAUAUGGUAUAAAUCCAGCAACAGGUGAAAAACUCAGUGCAAAGGAUUUGGUGAGAUUGAAAUUUCAUAAGAAUGCUGAUGGGAAGUAUCACUGCCCGGUGACAUUCAAAGUUUUCAAUGAAAAUACACAUAUAGUAGCCGUCCGACCUACAGGGAAUGUGUUUGCUUAUGAGGCUAUAGAGAGGUUAAAUAUCAAGGCAAACUUCUGGAGAGAUUUGAUUACUGAUGAACCAUUUAUUAGAAAAGAUCUUAUUACAAUACAGGACCCAUCAAAUCUUGAUAAAUUCAACAUACAGAAGUUUUAUUAUGUGAAAAACAAUUUAAAGGCGGGAGAAGAAGAUGAAGAUGGGGGUAGCAGAGGCAGUACAAGUAAACUGAAGACCGUGAACGCUGAGACACAAGAUAUCCUAGAGACACUAGAGAAGGAAUAUCAGGCCCCGGAAAAGAAACCAGAGAUCAAGAGAAAAGCUGACAGAUUUAAUUCUGCUCAUUACUCCACAGGAGCAGUUGCAGCAUCAUUCACCUCAACAGCCAUGGUUCCAGAGACAGAACAUCAUGCUGCUAUCAUUGAUGAGGAUAUUAUAAGGUAUGGGAGAUUAAAGAAGAAAGGAUAUGUACGUAUUGUUACAAACUACGGGCAACUCAACAUUGAGCUUCACUGUGAUAUGGUGCCAAAGACUUGUGAGAAUUUUAUCAAGUUAUGUAAGAAGGGAUAUUACAAUGAUACAGUGUUCCAUAGGCUUAUCAGAAAUUUCAUGAUCCAAGGAGGGGACCCUACAGGUACUGGCACAGGUGGAGAAUCAUGUUGGGGAGGUAGUUUUAAGGACGAGUUUAAACCCAAUCUUACACACGCAGGACGAGGUAUUCUCAGUAUGGCUAACUCAGGACCAAACACGAACAAAUCUCAGUUCUUCUUAACAUUUAGAUCUGCUAAACAUUUGGAUGGGAAACAUACUGUGUUUGGAAGAGUAGUUGGUGGCUUAGAAACUCUAGAUGCUGUAGAGAAGAUAGAUGUGGACAAGAAGGACAAACCUGUUAAAGAGAUAAAGAUUGAAGGAUGUGCUGUGUUUGUUAACCCCUAUGAAGAGGUCGAUGAAGAGUUGGCUAAGGAGAGAGAAGAGGAGUUAAGUCGACAGGCACAAGAAGAUGCCGACAGAAAGAAGCCCAAGAGUAAAAAGGAGGAGCCCAGUUUUGUGCCAAAGUCAUUUACGUCAGGUGUUGGCAAAUAUAUUAAUCCAACCACAUUGAAAAGACAUACCACAGAUGAUUCUGAUUCCAGUCCAGUAACUGCAAAGAAAAAAGUGAAGGCAAAAUCUGGUUUGAGUGACUUUAGUUCCUGGUGAACUGAUCUAUUUAUAUACAUAUAUAUAAUAUUUGUUGUAAUGAUGAAAUUCAUGCAUUGUGCAUCAUUUGUAAUUUUCUUACCAGAAUAAAAUAUUUUAUCAAUACAUGUA
This is a messenger RNA of Ruditapes philippinarum (Manila clam), 1724 nucleotides long. RefSeq names its product RING-type E3 ubiquitin-protein ligase PPIL2-like. Gene Ontology annotation, molecular function: peptidyl-prolyl cis-trans isomerase activity; ubiquitin-ubiquitin ligase activity. The transcript is spliced from 19 exons. The record is from RefSeq and is a predicted model, not a curated record. Lineage: Eukaryota; Metazoa; Mollusca; Bivalvia; Venerida; Veneridae. Gene Ontology annotation, biological process: protein folding; protein polyubiquitination; protein peptidyl-prolyl isomerization. The coding region runs from base 54 to 1613 and encodes 519 amino acids. Gene Ontology annotation, cellular component: catalytic step 2 spliceosome.